Messenger RNA from Falco peregrinus (peregrine falcon), 1874 nucleotides. RefSeq names its product actin alpha cardiac muscle 1 (gene ACTC1). The record is from RefSeq and is a predicted model, not a curated record. Gene Ontology annotation, biological process: heart contraction; actin-myosin filament sliding; actin filament organization. Bases 358 to 1689 code for a protein of 443 amino acids. The transcript is spliced from 6 exons. Lineage: Eukaryota; Metazoa; Chordata; Aves; Falconiformes; Falconidae. Gene Ontology annotation, molecular function: myosin binding. Gene Ontology annotation, cellular component: actin filament; sarcomere.
GGGGCGGGACGGGAGGUACCGGCGAGCGUCGCGUGCCGGUCGCGCCGGUGCGGCGUCUGCGCUGCCCGUGCACCUCCUGGCUUAGCAUCACUUACGCCGCGGACACCACUCCCGUGCCCGGCCGCCCCCCGCGCAGCGCAGCCGCCGCGGCCCGACGGGGCGCCGCCGGCGAGUGUUCUGGGCUGGGCUGAUCUCUCCCAUUGCAAGCGCUUUCCCUCCCAUUGCAACCUGCGGCCCGUGGGUGCCGCCAGGGACGCCCUAGUGAGCGUCACGCACGCUGGGGCACCUUCCGAAGCGCGGAGAAGAAAGCGGCUGGCGGAUCUGGUUCAGAGCCCUGCCCACCAGCGCGGCCGAGCCAUGGAGCAUCCUCCCGGGACCAGUCAGAUUUCCCGCUCCCGCCGCCCGCUGCCGUGCGCCGCCGUCCGCACCGUCCGCGAUGGCGGCCGGAGGGUCCGCCCGGGGGGCUCGGCGAGGCCCGGCGGCAGCGCCGCGCUGCCCGCGGGGGUCUGGACACGCCACCGCGCUGUUUUUCAGAUCCGUGCCUCCCUCCGAAGAUGUGUGACGACGAGGAGACCACCGCACUGGUGUGCGACAACGGCUCGGGGCUGGUCAAGGCGGGCUUUGCCGGAGACGAUGCCCCCAGGGCCGUUUUCCCCGUCCAUUGUCGGCCGCCCGAGGCACCAGGGUGUUAUGGUUGGUAUGGGUCAAAAAGAUUCCUAUGUGGGUGAUGAAGCUCAAAGCAAAAGAGGUAUCCUUACUUUGAAAUAUCCCAUUGAACAUGGCAUUAUCACCAACUGGGAUGAUAUGGAAAAGAUCUGGCACCACACUUUCUACAAUGAACUCCGUGUGGCCCCUGAGGAGCACCCUACUUUGCUCACAGAAGCCCCCUUGAACCCUAAAGCUAAUCGUGAAAAGAUGACCCAGAUAAUGUUUGAGACCUUCAACGUACCUGCUAUGUAUGUGGCGAUCCAGGCUGUCCUGUCCCUGUAUGCCUCUGGUCGUACAACAGGUAUUGUUCUUGACUCUGGCGACGGUGUCACCCACAACGUACCUAUUUAUGAAGGUUAUGCUUUGCCUCAUGCUAUCAUGCGCCUGGAUCUGGCUGGCAGGGAUCUGACUGACUACCUCAUGAAGAUCCUCACAGAGCGUGGCUAUUCCUUUGUGACAACAGCUGAACGUGAGAUUGUUCGUGAUAUCAAAGAGAAAUUGUGCUAUGUUGCACUGGACUUUGAGAAUGAAAUGGCCACUGCUGCCUCUUCCUCCUCUCUGGAAAAGAGCUAUGAAUUGCCUGAUGGUCAAGUGAUCACAAUCGGUAAUGAACGUUUCCGCUGCCCUGAAACUUUAUUCCAGCCAUCCUUUAUCGGCAUGGAAUCUGCUGGUAUUCAUGAAACUACCUACAACAGUAUCAUGAAGUGUGACAUUGAUAUUCGUAAGGACCUGUAUGCUAACAACGUCCUCUCAGGUGGUACAACAAUGUACCCUGGCAUCGCUGAUCGCAUGCAGAAAGAAAUCACUGCCCUUGCUCCUAGCACUAUGAAGAUCAAGAUCAUUGCUCCACCUGAGCGCAAGUACUCUGUCUGGAUUGGUGGCUCCAUUCUAGCAUCUCUCUCCACCUUCCAGCAAAUGUGGAUCAGUAAACAGGAGUAUGAUGAAGCUGGUCCAUCCAUUGUCCACCGCAAGUGCUUCUAAGCACUUUUCCCCUCAAUUUACUUCCCACUCAGGAUGACGACAAUAUGCUUCUUGGAGUCUUCUGGCAACCCUUCCUGAACUCUUCAGUCAUUGUACAGUUUGUUUACACACCCGUGCAAUUUAUUUGUGCUUCUAAUAUUUAUUGCUUUAUAAAUAAACAAGAUCUGGGACUUGCAACCUACAAA